AUGACGGUCCUGCAAAUGCCUUCUUACGCCAUCAAUCCCUUCAUUCAGCCUCCAUUUCUGCCACUGCGGUUACAACAAACACUCGGCAGGACAACAGUAUGGAAGAGCAUCGCAAACAUAAGCUUUCAAGGCGACACGUUCGAGCCCGAAGGCCUCGUCCGCUUGGGUCCAGAUCGCUACGUGAUCAGCUGUGGAGAGUAUACUGAGCACACACAAAAGUAUCCCCAUCCCAUCAAUGGCACAGAUCGGACACCGGGUAGAGGAUUCGCCCAUCUCAUGGUGUACAAUGGAAAAGGAGAGAGGAUCGCCGAUGCGACAAUCACAAAGGAAGGAGACGCAGAGUAUCAUAAUGGCGGGAUUGACUACGACGGACGCUGGAUCUGGGGCACCCUUGCUCAGUACCGCCCAAACAGCACCGCCAAUGUCUACAAAGCAGACCCGUACACCUUGAAGCCUCAAACGCUUUUGCGAUACAACGACCAUCUGGGCGCGAUUGUACACGAUACCACCGAGAACAGCAUCACUACGCUCAACUGGGGAAGCCGAAACGCAUCUACUUGGGCUCUCGGGGAUGGAGCGGCAGCCGAUUGCUCUCCGCGACAGCCCGUGACUACGGUCCGCAACCCGAGCUACUUUGUCGACUACCAGGACUGCAAAUGGCUCGGCCGAAGCGAUCUCUACCACGGCGCAAGCGUAAUGCUUUGCUCCGGAGUGGCUUCUCUUGACGACGGAUACAGCCUGGGCGGGCUCGCUUUGGUCGAUGCCGAGUCGAUGCAGCCUUUGGCUGAAGUGCCGAUUAUGCUCAAGAGUCUUCGUGGAGUCCGAAUGACGCAGAACCCGGUCGAUUCGAGUGUGGAAGAUGGGAAACUACGAGUCUACUGGCUUCCGGAUCAGAGAAACAGCACAUUCUAUGUGUAUGAGGCACAGCCUGAGAGUCCUUUUGAGUAUGGCGGAGGACCGAUUAGCCCUACCUGA
Molecule: messenger RNA, 975 nt
Organism: Trichoderma citrinoviride
Lineage: Eukaryota; Fungi; Ascomycota; Sordariomycetes; Hypocreales; Hypocreaceae
Exons: 2
Coding region: 1-975 (324 amino acids)
Source: RefSeq, a predicted model, not a curated record